Molecule: messenger RNA, 4352 nt
Organism: Pseudonaja textilis
Lineage: Eukaryota; Metazoa; Chordata; Lepidosauria; Squamata; Elapidae
Gene: ELOVL1
Product: ELOVL fatty acid elongase 1
Biological process (GO): fatty acid elongation, monounsaturated fatty acid; very long-chain fatty acid biosynthetic process; fatty acid elongation, polyunsaturated fatty acid
Cellular component (GO): endoplasmic reticulum membrane
Molecular function (GO): fatty acid elongase activity
Source: RefSeq, a predicted model, not a curated record
CGGCAGAGGAACGCUCGGGGCGGUCCCCUUUAACUCUGGGGUGACUCCGAAGCGGGUCCAUCGAGAAGGAAGACGUGCUGGAACCGCUCUCAGGGACGCGCCGUUUUCCUCCCGUUUCUUAGAUCCACCGGCGGGGUGGUUCUGUUCUUCCUGGUCUUGCCUGAUAAAUUUCCGAAACUCAGAGAAGCCAAGAACAAUUGGCAACUUGACACCACCAGACUUCUGAACAGCAACUAAUAUUGUUACCAUGGAAGUGUUGGUGAACAACUAUCGAGAAUUCAUGAAGGGAGCAGACCCUCGGAUUGCUUCAUAUCCACUUAUGGAUUCUCCUUGGCCUCUGAUGGGUAUCUUACUGGGUUAUGCCUAUUUUGUAUUAUCACUGGGGCCACGGCUCAUGGCCAACAGGAAACCUGUGAACCUUAAGAAGUUCAUGAUACUUUAUAAUUCUUUUUUGAUGGCACUAUCAAUUUAUAUUGUUUAUGAGUUUUUAAUGUCAGGCUGGCUAAAUGGUUAUACAUGGAGGUGUGACCCUGUUGAUACAUCCCAGGAUCCCAGGGCUCUUCGGAUGGUCCGUGUGGCAUGGAUCUUCAUUUUCUCUAAAGUCAUUGAGCUGAUGGAUACAGUGAUCUUUAUCCUAAGAAAAAAGAAUGAACAAGUGACCUUUCUGCAUGUUUUCCACCACUCAGUGCUACCCUGGAGCUGGUGGUGGGGUGUGAAAUUUGGUCCAGGAGGAAUGGGCUCCUUCCAUGCUAUGGUGAACUGUAUGGUACAUGUUGUGAUGUACUUCUAUUAUGCGCUCUCAGCUGCAGGACCUGCUUUCCAAAAGUACUUGUGGUGGAAGAAGUACAUCACUGCCAUUCAACUACUGCAGUUUGUGCUUGUCUCCAUCCACAUCUCCCAGUACUACUUCAUUCCUGACUGCAAAUAUCAGUUCCCAAUCUUCAUCCACCUCAUCUGGAUUUAUGGAGUUAUCUUCUUCCUUCUCUUCUCCAACUUCUGGUACCAGUCAUAUACCAAAGGCAAGCGUCUGCCCAAGUUCAUGACACAACCUCAGCAAAACGGCUUCCAUGAGAAUGGUGCCAUUGCUAAUGGCAAAGUCAAAGCCAACUAAGGGUAGGAUCAACUAGCUCCAUAUCUGGGCUUCUUAACCAGAUCAAGUGCCUACAGACUGUUAUCUUGCAGUUCCAAACCACCUUCCCAACUGCCCUGUUUCCCUCGUCUUGCUUUCAUCUUUCCCCAAGGGAGACAGGCUGCCUGGGCUGUCGGUGCUGAAUCCAGCCCAAGGCCUCCGAAGUGCCUAUGUCUGCCCUGGGCUGGGCUUCCUUCAGAGCUGGACCAAAGCAGAACCCUGACAGAUGGGACACAUUUAUCCACUUAAUUCUGUGUACCCAAUGUGAUCUAGGUGGGGAUUUUUGUUACUUUGCUUUCCCUAAGUUGGUGUUGUCAUUUGUGAAUUCUCUGUGUUCCGCCAUUCCUACUCCUUUCCUACUUGAAUGUAAGUCCCUUUUUGCUGGGGGUGGGAAAUAAUUCCUCCUGGAGAUAAACUGCUCCUGCUCUGCGUGCAGAUGGGGUACUACUAGGCAAGUCUUAUUGCCUUGGCUGUAUUCCUCUCUUGGCAUUGCUCCGCAGCUUUAGCUGCUUUGAUCCCAGGACCUUAGCAAUAACUCUGGACUUCAAUCUCCAUAUGGCUUGAUGACUGCAAGCUCUUAUUGCACUGAGGCCCAGGGAGAAGAAAUAGGACCCUAUUGUUCAGCUUGUAUGCCAUUGCUCUGUGUGCCUUUUAAAAUAUUAUUGAAUCUGCCCCAAAGAACAGAGGCUCCCCAUAAUCUAAAUUUUGGGGAGGACUUCUCAAGAGGAGGUAUAUCCCUCCUGACUUUUCCAUUUGUAUUCACAGAAAUAAAUGGAUAGAAAAAGAAUAGUCAUUCUGUUCUUGAUUUCAAGGCCUUGCUCAUUGUUGGUUGGGCCUGAUGUGCGAAAAGAACUUUAUUAUAAGUACUAUGUUAAUAUUGAUUUUCAGUUCCAGUGUCUACUGCUUCUUGCAAUGAAUUGCUCUCUUAGUUGAAGUUGGUUUACUAGAUGAGAGGAGCUGAAAAACUGAAAUCAAAAUCCUGUGAAGAGUGGCGGCUCUGUCCUGGCUCAUCCACAGUACAUGGUGUCAGGCAUCAGAUUAUUUCUGCUCAAGAACACGGGAAUUGCAAAUUCAAUUUUUCCUAGUUUUAUGGGUCUAUAGAAUACCUUCAACUCAAAGUUCCAUGCAGCAUUUAAGUCCUUGGCUCUUGCUUGUCCUGUCUGCUGUUCCAGGCAGGACAGUGUUAAUUUCUCUCUCUCCUUAUACGGACACUCCUUCAGGCCAGAUGCUUUCCUGUGUGUGUACUGGCUUAGGUUCUUGGUGAAGCUCCAACUACUGGGCAUUAUCCUGGGCUUGAAGAGACCUGUAGUCCUUGGUGCUAUUGCCUGUGGUCAGGUUGAGUGUAAUAAGUGAAAAAGCUACACAUACUGUUGUGUGGGGAGUACAAAAUAAUUCUGCAACAGAAUAAAUUGGAAAAGUAAUCUUAGUAGCAGAUCUUGGAUCUGUAUUGCAUCCUAAAUUCAGAGUGCCAAAAUAUGAAAGCAAGGAUAUAUUGGUGAAUAUAAAAAGCUAAGGUACUAAGAAUAUGUUUUUGUUGUUAGAAUAAACUUGUAUUGGUCUCUCUACCUCAGUGCUGGGGUAGACUAACCCAGAAUCUAGAUUAUGUGCCAUAAACAAUGCUGUAUAUACUAUUGGAGAGAUUUGUAUAACCCAGAAUAUUUUGAUACAUUCACUGGCCAUUCUGAAAGAAGGCAAUCUUGUUUAAAAGCCUUUAAGCAAAGUUCACUGUUAGGUUGAAAUAGGUUUUGUAACACUACUUACCUUUCCACCGCUGAUUAUCCUGUUGUGUACUGUUUCUCCACCUGUGUCUGAGAAACCCUAAACCAAUGCUAAUAGCAACCUUUAAAACUGAUACAAUGUUUGACUGAGAAGCUUUUACAAUGUAGAGGAUACUUAGGGGUACAAUUUGGAAAAAGUAAAAGAUUCUUGUUUGUUCUCCUAUAUGUGUGCCUGCUCUCAACAUUUUUUACUGUACUUAAUGGAUCAAUAUUUGAUGAUAAUCAUGCAAGGGUGAUGAAAAAUCAACAGUGACACUGUUCCAAAUUAGGCAGUAUAGCUUACUCAUUCUAAAAUGCCCUUUUUUAUAAGCCUGAAGUUAAUUUCUGUCCUAAGAAUCAUUGGUUCACAUGAAAUCUAAUGAACAGGCCCUUAUGGAGUGUUAUUUUUUUCAGCGUUUUUUGCAAGUGCUGAUUUUAGUACUUAUCAAAUAAAGAUUCAUGUUGCCCUAGUGUACGGCUGUCAAACUCCUGGCCCGUGGGCCAGAUAUGUCACGUGCUGGCCACGCCCAUGCCUGGUUUAGUGAAGGGGAAAAAAGUCCCAAUGUCACAUGAUGCCGCCCUGCCGAUGUGAGUUUGACACCCCUGCCCUAGUGACUUUCUGAUGGUGGUGCAUUUUUGAAUAGCCAUGUGCCUUCUAAACAGGAUGUACAGUUAACUGCUCUACAUUUUGAGUGUGAUUAUCUGCAGUUUUCUGAAUGAGUAGGUAGCAGAAUUGUUUGCUAAGACUAAUUAAGGCUUCAGUAGUCUCAGCUUGCUACAGGACUAGUGUUGUAGACAUUCAGGUAGUCCUUGACUUACAAGUACGAUUGGGAUUGAUUUACGGUCAUAAGUUAUCAUGGUUGUAAAUGGAGGCAUUCGAUGACUACUCAAUUUUACAUUUUUUGUGGUCAUUAAGUAAAUCACCACCAUCAUUAUACAAAUUGUUAAGUGAACACUGGUCAUAUUAACCUGUUCCUCAGCAUGAGUGUUUUUGCAGGGAAAAUUAGCAAAUUGAGAUGACUCUGGGAUAUUGCAGUUGAUCACAAAGUUGAGCCAGUUGCCUAGCACCCAAAAUAUCAUGUGACUAAGGCUGUAUAUGGCAUAUUUUGUGAUGGGCAGACAUGCCCAACAGGCCGUAAAGAACCUAUUCCAGGCCCAAAUGAUCAAAUGAUCCUAAGUCAGGAACUACCUACAUGAAAUCCAUGAGAACUCUUAUCACAUAUGGGAAGAGAAGUGUUUACACCUCCUUGGGCACAAGCAACUUCACUAAGCUAUAACUAUGGAUAGAUUUCAUAAGAUAACUGUAAUAGGCUACACUUCAAAAUAAGACUGAAAUAUUAAUGCUUUAUUUGCCCUAUUGAUGAAGGACCAACUCAUGAAUCUUUAUUAAAAUGUAUUUUAUUCAUGUAAUCUGAAUUAUAACCUUACUGCAUCAUUUUAUUAAAUUUGUACACUGCCCGACUCCC